Messenger RNA from Vidua macroura (Pin-tailed whydah), 2586 nucleotides. It is a transcript of the gene TMEM41B, whose product is annotated as transmembrane protein 41B. The transcript has 7 exons. The record is from RefSeq and is a predicted model, not a curated record. NCBI's taxonomy places the organism in Eukaryota, Metazoa, Chordata, Aves, Passeriformes, Viduidae. Gene Ontology annotation, cellular component: endoplasmic reticulum membrane. Bases 191 to 1033 code for a protein of 280 amino acids.
GCGGGGGCGGGAGCGCGGCCGCGACCCGGUGGGGUGAGGAGAGGAGGAGCGGCCGGUCCCGCCUCCUCCUUCUCCUCCUCCUGCCCGCGGCUCCCGGUGCUGCCGGUCCCGCCUCCUGCUCCCCGCGGCUCCGGUGCCGCCGAGGCCUGCCCCGGCCCUGACUCGCCGGUCCCCGGGGCGCCGCAGAGCCAUGGCGCAGCGAAGGGUGGCGGAGCGCGGGCCUUGCCAGGCGGCGGCGGCGGCGGAGAGCGCCAGGCACCAGCGGCAGCUUCUGGAAGGGAAAGCUCUUGCAGAAGGUGGAUCAGCUCGGACAUCACUUCUUAUUUUAGUGUCCAUCUUCUUAUCAGCUGCUUUCCUUAUGUUUCUGGUAUAUAAAAAUUUCCCACAACUUAGUGAAGAAGAAAGAGAAUGUAUAAAGGUUCCUAGAGAUAUGGAUGAUGCAAAGGCCUUGGGAAAAGUCUUGUCCAAAUACAAGGACACAUUUUACGUUCAAGUGUUAGUGGCUUAUUUUGCUACAUACGUUUUCUUACAAACAUUUGCUAUUCCUGGUUCUAUAUUCCUCAGUAUCCUGUCAGGGUUUCUUUAUCCCUUUCCACUGGCCUUAUUUCUUGUUUGUUUGUGCUCAGGACUUGGAGCUUCAUUCUGCUAUAUGCUGUCAUACCUAGUGGGACGUCCUGUUGUGUACAGAUAUUUAACAGAAAAAGCAGUAAAAUGGUCAGAACAGGUUGAACGACAUAGAGAACAUCUCAUUAACUACAUAAUAUUUUUGAGAAUAACACCUUUCCUCCCCAACUGGUUUAUCAAUAUCACAUCUCCUGUAAUCAACGUGCCAUUGAAAGUGUUUUUCAUUGGCACUUUCCUAGGUGUAGCACCACCGUCUUUUGUAGCCAUUAAGGCAGGAACAACGCUGUACCAGCUUACAACAGCAGGGGAAGCUGUUUCCUGGAACUCUGUUUUUGUUCUCAUGAUUCUAGCCAUCCUCUCCAUCCUACCAGCUCUCUUCCAGAAGAAGCUGAAACAGAAGUUUGAAUAAGGAUCAAACUGGACCAGAAUUUCCCAUACUUCCUCUCAGGAUCAGCACUUCUGAUAUUUGUAUAUUUGCUUUUCUAUUGGAUCUUAAGCAAUUAUAGGGGAGGCUUGUGAUUGAUAAGAAUGUCUUUAAAUGAACACAUGACCUUAAACUGAAGGAAAUGUGUUCAGAAAUGUACUGCAUAUAGUUUUGUAACCAAACACCAGUGUUUUACUUUGGGAUGGUGUGUGUGUGGCCCUCAGGAUGAGGGAGGUGAGAACAUAGAUGUAACAUUUUGCUCUAGUUACAUGCAGAGCAAAAAUUGUGACGUAGACAUAAACUACAGGUGAUGCUCUCUAACACUUGCAGGAAAACCCCCUGAACUAUUCAGUCCAACUUUGUAACAUUCUCUGUAGGCUUGCAUGUGGUCUGGUCUGAGUGCAUUUGUCACUAACAAUAUUUCCCUUCUUUUUUGCCUUGGGGAGUUUCAAAAUAAUGUAACGGUGCUCACUCAGAAACAAAGGUUCUUUGCAGUACUUUGACUACAAUGUUAUUCUCAUCCUGGUUGUUUACUUCUAUUUAUUAGUGCUGUAUGGAAUUAAAUACUUGAACCUACAUCUGCUUUACUUACUGGAUUAACAAAGGCAAAGUGUCACUUCAUUCCCUCUUGGUCCCUGUAAAGUUUUAUUCUGGGAGCAGAUACAGGAAGGGAGGGAGCGGCUUAGAAUUCUUAUCUUGGCUAGCUGAUGAUUUUUAAGUUCUAAUUUUCAUUUUCUAAUGUUGAUUAUUUUGCCAAUAUUUCACUUGCAUAGAUUUAUCCUGCCAACUUAAAAAAGUGAUGGUAUGAUUAUAUAAAACUUGCAGUUUUCAAGUGAUUUAAAAACACUUAAGCAGUGUAAUGUUACCAUUUCUCAAGCAAUAUGUAAAGAGUAUAAAUUUUCUCAUUGCAGCUUGAUUAGCUUAAAGAAAUGUCAGGUACACAAACUGGUGCAGUUCCUGUCAAACAGCUGAUCCCAAAUAAUCUUCAGAGCACCAUGGAACAGCAGGCUCUUGUGUCGGUGUAUAUAAAAAUGGGGGUUCCAUUGCCUGCCAAGGCAGUGACUGGCAGUGGGCAGCCAGCCAUGACUCACCUUCAGUAGCAGUCUGUAUUCUCUCAGUAAGGUACAAGAUGCCUUCCCCUGUGCUUCCAGCUGUGGUAGUUUGUUGUGUUGUCAGUGGAACCCCAUCAAACAAGGCCCUGGGCAGUGAGGAGCUGGGGAGCACGCUGGUGUUUUAUCUGACUGAAACCAGUGCUGCUCAUGUGGUUUGAGCUGAUGCCCCUGCAGUGUCCUGCUGGAAAGGGACUCAACACAUCAGCAUGUGCUCCAGUUCCAGGGUUUAUCUGUCUGUGUCCUUGUGUCAACUCGUGAUCAUAUCAUAGAUCUUCGAGAUGUAAGAGAACAGUUCAUGAAUGUGAUAAUGUAAAAGGUACUGACUGGUACCUUUAAAGGGUUUAUUCAUUUUUGUAACAUAAUGUUAAUUGACUGCUUCAUUUCAUCACAGUAUUACUUGUAAAUAUAUAGUAAAUAUUACUGAUA